GUCUGUCCCGUGUGUCAAAUGUCAAAUACAUAUUUUUUAGUGGUUCUGCAGUCUGCAGCAGGUUUCUGAGUUAAUUCAAUUUUUGAAAAAAAAUUGGCGAAAAUAAGGCGGACAUGGGCCGGAAGAAAAACGAUUGUUGAGAAGGUAACGCGGUCGUAAACAGGUCCGACAUGAUUUUCACCCUCUACUACAUGUACGCGACGUUGCUGCAGUGGUGGCGAUUGGGUGCCCUCAAAAACAAACUCAACGGGACCCUGAAUUCGAAAAACGCGAUACUCGUAUGCGACGAGAAGGUCGUCUACGACACCCGGAAACCGAGAAGCUUCGAGAAUCUGCUUUUCAGAAACGAGAACAGGAUCGGAUGCACCGUGGUACCCAAACAAAAAAUCAACCUCUCGUCCCAGUGGGUCAUAUUUCCAAAAGACUGCAAGUACUUUCCGAUUUAUUUUAAGGAUAACCGCGUGGCGAUUGAAUCGCCCAACAUAUACAUAUGGAUACAAGCGGUGUUGGACAACUAUACCAAGCACCAUUCGGAGAUAUUACAGGUUGAGAAUUUCGGCGAACUGAUCGCGUGGAAAGUCACCGAUCACUUCGAGCUUAUCCUAAAAUCAGACCUCGACAAGCUGACGAAACUUGUGCAGUGUUUUUCUCAAAGCGACUGCGACAUCAAUCACGAGCUGCAACUGUUGAGGCUCGAAACCGUAGACGUCGACGGAAAACCCAAGAAAAUAAAAUUUGAACGGAAAUUUUCGACUGACACGACCGUGAAAUAUUCCCACCGACCCAUCCACUGGAGGAACUUCGUCUGUGAGGUGAAACAUCUGUACUCAAAGAUACGGGACGCCACCAACCCCAAGAUCACUAUUGACAACGGAUCGGCUAAGUCCGAGGAACUCAAGAAAGUACCGGUGUCGGAAGUAAAACCGAUAAAGAAAGAGAGAAAAGGCGAAGACAAGAACACGUUGGAGGUCAACUCCAACGACUACCGGCGUCACAAGUCGCCAAACCAUCACGGCAAAUCCGAAACCGACAAUAAAUCGGAAAGACACAAAAACUAUAGCCCGAAAAAGGAACCCAAAGAGUCUGGCCCGAAAGAUGACAAGGACAAAGCGAGAGAGCCGAGGAAGCACUCGAAAACGCGGGUUCACGCGAGCAAAGAACACCCGGAACCGGGUAGCUCCAAGGAGGAGAGAAAAAGUAGCGCGAAAAUCGAUUCGGAAGCGGCCGAGUUGAACGGGGAGAAAAAGAAGGGCUCGAAAGGUGACCUUGAAUUGGCGGGGCCCAAGAAGUCGCCGGGAAAGGAUGUCGUCACCAGGAGUUCUAGCAAAGAGAAGAAACUUACAAGGAGCACCGCCACGUACGACGAUCCGGAGGAGGACAAGGGGUGUAAAGCUAAAACAAAGGAUGAUAGGAUAGAGGAGAAGAAAAAGAAACAUAAACCGAUGCCGCAGAAAGAUUCAUCUCCUGUGGAAGAGAUGGUUUUAUCCGCGGAUGCUAUGGUACCGAGACAUAUCAAACCGCCGAAUGUACUAGUAUACGCAGACAGCGUCGUCGCCAAAGACAACGUAAAGGCGGUGCUGGCAAACGUUUUAAACAGAGAUAAGUACACAAUAUAUGAUCUGCCGGACACCGGAAAAUCACCGUGGACCGAUUCGACCGCCCUCGUCGUCGUAUGUGGAGCUGUCGAGUCGAAGCUGGCCGCGAACUUGAUGAAAUUCCUCUUCAACGGUGGUCAGCUGCUCUGUCUGUGCAGCGACUUGUUAUAUAGCGUGUUGCACACGUUUACCACCGCGGAAGUUAGGGAACACGAGCUGGUUCGAUUCUCGUACGGCAAGUGGAAGCGGGUGAAGAUGAUGCAUCACAUAUUCUGCUACCAGGCGUCGCCGGCCAAGAAACAAUUUUCGAAAGAUUCAGACGCGUCCAAUCACAGCAGCGGCAAUGGGUCGAGUCCUAUUGCGCCGAGGACCCCGUCCGCAGUGGAAAUCCAGCAUAACGGUAAAGAAUAUACGAUUCAGGUGCAGGUGUUGGGUGCGGAAGAAACGUGGCAGACGCCCAGUUUGCUGCUAGCAACCGUGAAGGGUUCGGAAGGGCGAGCUAUAUUUUCGCAGGUGCACUUGGAGAUAAGUCCGAGUCAGUACGAGGACGAUGAAAGCAGGUUCGAAGCCUUAAAGGAGAGCGAUCCGGCUAGGUUGGAUAUACUGAAAGAUAUAUUGUCGAACCAUUUGGAUUUGGACUGUGGCAAUCCGAACCCGGUGCCUGAUUAUACUCCGGCUUAUUUCUUGGGAAGACACGACCUGAAACUCAAAAUGCUGUCCGAGUGUCCGUAUAUUAAGGACAAUAAGUUGGAGGCAGGCGAUCUGGGCGUAGUUUUCUGCGGCAAAGACGACCGGUACGACAGUCCUUCGAGAAUGUUUCUGCCCGUUCUAGUACACGCGUGUCCCUCGAAUUUUUCCACUGUGACGUACUUCGAGACAUUGGAGACGAAGUACACCGGGCGUUUGGUGCUAUACAGCGACGUGCUGUCCAGCACGCACCAAAUAGUAGGCUCCGGCAGAUUGGCUAACGGUUUGGCGGUUAUAACGAGGCAGCAAGUGAGCGGCGUGGGUAGGUCGAAUAACGUCUGGAUUAGUCCGGCGGGUAGCGCCAUUUUUAGUCUCCAGCUCGACAUCCCGAUGGCGUCUCGGCUAGGCAAAGCCCUCGCGUUGACGCAACAUUUGGUAAUGGUGGCCGUUGUGUCGACCGUGAAGAAUCUCACCGAACAUUGCGAGCAUGUGAAAAUCGGCAUCAAAUGGCCAAACGACCUCUACGUCAACGGUGCUGUCAAAAUAGGGGGCGUCAUCGUCACGUCUACAGUUGCGGGCGACACAGCAUCGGUUAAUAUCGGGUGCGGCAUCAACUUAAGCAACUCAAACCCUACCACGUGCGUCAACGACGUAAUUAAACAGGUGAAUGGCUCGCAUGGUCUCGCUCUAAGGACGAUUUUGUUCGAGACGUUCCUAGCGUCGGUCUUCAAUGAAUUCGAGACGCUCGUCGAGCGUUUUCAAAGUGGGGACGUAGAAUGGUUUUACGAUCUCUAUUACAAAUAUUGGCUGCAUAAGAGUUCGAGCGUCGUGGUCACUUCCAAGGACGGCAAAAUGCAAAAAGUCAAGGUGGUCGGUAUCGACGACUACGGGUUUCUCAAAGUUCAAACGAGCGGCGGAGACAUGUUUUCCGUCCAACCUGACGGUAACUCGUACGAUAUAAUGAAGGGGUUGAUAUACCCGAAAAGCUUUUGAAGCGGCCCUUAGACGCGAACUUGCAUCUAGUCUAGAAUCCUAUCUAGAUUUCGUAUAUAAGCAAUCCAAUAACGUAUCGGUAUGAUUUUAAAUGUGCCGUUGCAGUUUCCAAGUUGUUGUUUUUAUCGACUAUAUAAACUUUUUCGAAGCCAUUUUUUCUAUAGUAUCGAUGUUGUCCCCUUAAGAAGAGUAUAUUUUUGCGCGUCGAAUUUUUUAGGUGUACUCUAUGUCCGUUAUUUGGUAUAAAUUUGAAAUAAACGUUAUUUUUUUGAUACGAAAAUCCUUGCGUGUG
Cylas formicarius (sweet potato weevil) is the source of this 3567-nucleotide messenger RNA. It is a transcript of the gene Hcs, whose product is annotated as biotin--protein ligase. The record is from RefSeq and is a predicted model, not a curated record. Gene Ontology annotation, molecular function: biotin--[biotin carboxyl-carrier protein] ligase activity. The coding region runs from base 171 to 3275 and encodes 1034 amino acids. Gene Ontology annotation, biological process: protein modification process. The transcript has 16 exons. Lineage: Eukaryota; Metazoa; Arthropoda; Insecta; Coleoptera; Brentidae. Gene Ontology annotation, cellular component: cytoplasm.